Molecule: messenger RNA, 972 nt
Organism: Oenanthe melanoleuca
Lineage: Eukaryota; Metazoa; Chordata; Aves; Passeriformes; Muscicapidae
Product: zinc finger protein 135-like
Exons: 2
Coding region: 83-679 (198 amino acids)
Source: RefSeq, a predicted model, not a curated record
ACAGCCCACUGCCCAAAGGAUCCAAGAGGAACUCCAAAUAGGAUAAUCCAAGAAUGAUUUUCCAUUCCCAAGGCGUGGGUGCAUGGAGGAGGAGGAAAAGCCCCAGAUAUCCCUCAUGAGGAGGGGCUGCAAACCCAGCCCAGGGAGCUGCGAGGAGGAAAGACUCUCCCUGAGCCGGGAAGGUGGCCGGAGAUCCAGGCAGAGCUCAGAGCUGGUGAAGAAGUCUCAUGGCGGGGAGAAGCUCCAAAAGUGCUUGGCAUGUGGGGAGGGUUUUAGCUACAGCUCCCAUCUGACCCAGCACCAGAUGAUCCACACUGGGGAGAGGCCCUAUGAGUGUGGAAAAUGUGGGAAGAGCUUCAAAGACAUCUCCCACCUGAGGCAGCACCAGGUGAUCCACACAGAGGAACGGCCCUACACCUGCUUGGAAUGUGGGAAGAGCUUUGGGGACAGCUCCAAUCUGAGAAAACACCAGAACACCCACACCGGGGAGAGGCCCUGCGAGUGUCCUGAGUGUGGGAAGAGGUUUCAGACCAGCUCCCAUCUCCUCCUACAUGAACGGAUUCACACAGUGGAGAGGCCCUUCCUUUGCCCCGACCGCAGGAAGGGAUUCAAGCACAACUCCACCCUCACUCGCCCACCAGCGCAUCCACAAUGGGGAGAGGCCCUACGAGUGUCCUGAGUGUGGGGAGAGCUCCUCACAGAGCUGUAACUUGACCCGACACCAGCGGAGGCAUCACUAAGGGAAGCCCUGAGAGUGCCCCGAGUGUGGGAAGAGCUUCGUGCUCUGCUCCAGCUCCAUCCCCAUGGGAGGAUCAAUGUUGGAUGAUCCCCAGUGACCCCCAUUGGGCAGAAUCCUGGUGAUCCGUGGUCCUAGUGAUCCCUGUUGGGUGGGGGGAAGGGGUUGGAGAGAUUUCUCUCCCUUCUCCUUGUCUUGUUAUGGUUUGGUUUGUAAUAAAUUCCCUCCCUGUGCCC